AUCGCUGUCAACGCGACAAUAGCAGUAGACGUCAAAUUGUUGUUUACGUCAAACAGCAUUUAAGUUAGCAUUUCCCGAGAACAUGUUGUGAUUUUAAGUAUCCGUUUAAAAACACGCCGAAAUGUGGAUUAUUUUGAGCGCCGUUUUCGUGCAAAUAGUCUUUCUUCUUUCAGUGUUUGAUAUUCAUUUCCAUUCACCGAUAGUCAAGGGAAUGACUCCGUAUGCUAACCCUAUCCCAGCACCGGCCAAAAGAUUGGUACUUUUCUCAGCUGAUGGAUUAAGAUUCGACACAUUUCUCAGUUACGGCAACGAUCGAGAACCAAAUGCGAAAUUUCUCAGAUCAAUAGCGAGCAGUAGAGGAAAAUGGGGAUUGUCCAACACUAGAGUGCCAACCGAAUCCCGUCCUGGACAUGUAGCCAUGAUCGCUGGAUUGUAUGAAGAUCCUUCUGCUGUUUUCAGAGGCUGGAAAGAGAACCCAGUUGAAUUUGACUCUGUUUUCAAUCAAAGCAGUUACACAUUUGGCUGGGGUAGCCCAGAUAUUCUUUCCAUGUUUUCAAAAGGAACAAAGGGUAAUGUUAUGUCAUAUACUUAUUCGUCCGAGAGUGAACAGUUUACUGGGCAUGACGCCUACAAACUAGACGAAUGGGUAUUUGAACAUUUUGAGCGAUUCAUUAAAAUGGCUCCUCAUAACGCCACACUUUCGAGCAUGUUGCAAGAGCGAAAGUUGAUAUUUUUCAUCCACCUUCUGGGAUUGGACACCAACGGCCAUACGAACAAACCCCACUCUACAUUUUAUACCGAUAAUCUUCGGUACGUGGACCAAGGGAUUGCCAAAAUUGAAGGGUUAAUCAACGAAUAUUUCAAAGACAAUCACACUGCCUUUAUUUUUACUGCCGAUCACGGAAUGACCGAUUGGGGAUCUCAUGGAGCGGGUCAUCCGUCCGAAACACAAACCCCGGUAGUGGCAUGGGGCGCUGGAAUCAAUACGAAAAACAUUGAUGCCAUACACUGGGAGAAUAACAGAAACGACAUGGAACAAGCUGAUGUUGCACCUUUGAUGGCUGCAUUACUGGGAAUCAAUUUUCCAGUCAAUUCUGUGGGAAAAUUACCUUUAGCUUAUCUGGCCGACGAAAUGCUUUGGAAGUCACACUGUGCCUUAGCCAAUGUCCAACAACUGAGCCGAUCUUUUCAAGCUCUUUCUCAACGUCAGCAAGACCGGAGUCUUUCGUUGCGGUUCCGGCCUUUCUGGCCGCUGGAAUCCAACCAAGUGAGCGCCCAUAAUCUUCAACAGAUUGAAGCGUCAAUCCGCUCUGGUUACUACAAUGAAUCGAUCCAGCAAAGUCUCAAUUUAAUGGACCUUUGCCUUCAAGGCAUGGAUUAUUUUUAUCGCUACGACGAGUUUCAACUGAAAAUGUUUAUCACGUUGGCUUACAUCGGAUGGGCUGGCAUCCUCGCCGUGUUUAUUAUUCAAGAACGACUAGUCACGACAUCUAAAAAGAAAACUGGUCAUCAGUUCCGGCUAAUUGAUCAAAUCGUUUUCGGAUUAUCUGUGGUCAUCUUCAUCGUUCUAACGGUGGAGGGAGUCCCGUUUCUCUAUUACGCCUAUCACUUACUGCCUUUGAUGUUGUGGUGGUAUUGCUUACGCCAGUCGAAACAAAUGCUCCGCCAAACCAUCCGUCUAAUCCGCAUCCGCCAUUUUGUAUGGGCCACCUUCAUUCUCGGUGGACUUGAAUUCAUUGUGGCCGGGUUCUUUUACCGGUGGUUUCUCUCUGUCGGACUGGUUUUCAUGUCACUUUGGCCGCACUGGGACCAACACUCAUCCAGCCGAUGGCGACACCACGAAACGUUCAAGAGUUUGUGGAUGUUCACUUUCCUCAUUUUGGCCAUGUUUCCCGUCUUUCCUCCUGUCGGAAAACAUUCCGUCCCAAUCCUCGUAGAUAUCGGAGGAAUGAUUUUGACGGUCAUGGCCUUCUGGAGUUCGUUGGUCAUGCACCACGACCGUGAUCGAACGGUUCUAGUUUGCUACACGAUUGCCAUUCCAAUCACACUCUACGUCCGCCACAGUGUCAGCGAUAGUCUGGUCCAAGGGCAAGGACUCCCAGUACUGGAACAAGCCCUUUCUUGGAUUCUUCUCUGUUUGCCAUUGACACUGCCUCUAAUUGGUCCGUCCUUAGUUUGGCCUCGUUUGAUUGGCAUCGUCAUCACAUUGACACCGUCCUUUCUGCUCUUGUCAUUGUCUUACGAGGGAAUCUUUUUCGCCGUUCUAGUCGUGGCGUUGGCCAUUUGGAUCAGAUUGGAGGCCGCCAUUCCGGCCACGGAUUCCUUUUGGACUCAACUUCGGCGCUCGUAUUUUUUCCUCUUUCUCACGUUUCUCUCGUUCUUUGGACUGGGCAAUUUGGCCAGUCUCAACAGUUUCGAUCCUAGCAGCGUCCGCUGUUUUGUCACGACCUUCUCACCCUUCACCAUGGCCGGCCUUCUCCUGUGGAAGAUUACCGUGCCGUUCAUUGCCGUCUCGUCGGCCCUUUGGGCAAUUACAGUCCAGCACCAACUGUCAAUGAAGAAUGUUUACCUGAUGAUUCUGUUGCUAUCGGCAGCCAUGGCCGUCCAGUUCUUCCACUGGGUGACCUCGCGCGGCAGUUGGCUAGACAUUGGCACCUCCCUGUCUCACUACGUUAUCGUUCAAUUCACCGUUGUCUUUGUGAUGCUCCUCCGUUCCGUCGUCCAGUUCCUGACACACGGCCCCAUCUAUUUCCACGCCACACGACCCACCGCCAGUAAAUACGACAAAGACUGAGCUGCCGACGACGACGAGAAGAAUGGCACCCAUCAAAAUCCAGCGAAAAUUCUAGUUCCAUUUACUCCUCCUCCUUUUGAAAUAAUUCGCGCACACACAACAAUAAAAUGGGAAAAAUGUUUCGGCCGUCUAAUGAGUUGAAACUGGCCAAUCCCCAUGCCGCAGUUCAUUCA
Molecule: messenger RNA, 2967 nt
Organism: Daphnia pulex (common water flea)
Lineage: Eukaryota; Metazoa; Arthropoda; Branchiopoda; Diplostraca; Daphniidae
Gene: PIG-N
Product: GPI ethanolamine phosphate transferase 1-like
Exons: 11
Coding region: 122-2794 (890 amino acids)
Biological process (GO): GPI anchor biosynthetic process
Cellular component (GO): endoplasmic reticulum membrane
Molecular function (GO): mannose-ethanolamine phosphotransferase activity
Source: RefSeq, a predicted model, not a curated record